Messenger RNA from Phycomyces blakesleeanus NRRL 1555(-), 1657 nucleotides. RefSeq names its product PDH phosphatase (gene PbPdhPCa). Gene Ontology annotation, molecular function: protein serine/threonine phosphatase activity. Gene Ontology annotation, biological process: protein dephosphorylation. The transcript has 4 exons. The record is from RefSeq and is a predicted model, not a curated record. The coding region runs from base 1 to 1518 and encodes 505 amino acids. NCBI's taxonomy places the organism in Eukaryota, Fungi, Mucoromycota, Mucoromycetes, Mucorales, Phycomycetaceae.
AUGCCGAUUCCACUUCGCGCUGCAGUUACCACAGCCACCACACUAGGCCUUUCUGGUGUGGGCUACAUCGUCUACAAACAACAGCAAGACCUGUUUGAACAGAAACAGCAAGAACUACUCAAAAAAGAACAAGUCCAGGCUCCUGUAAUCGACCAUUAUGCAAACAGAGACACUCGUCCUUACACCCUCUUGUCUCCCGAGACCAUCAACGAACGUCUCAGGGCCGACCAGUUUGUCACCCGCACCCCACUAGACCGCGUCAAGGCAGUAUACACCAGUCAAGUCGCCUCAAACAACCCUGUCGAAGACAACUAUAGUGUUAACUUGGUUGGAACCCAGGGUUUGAUUGCUGGUGUUUAUGAUGGCCAUAUUGGUCCUGACUGCUCAAGAAUGAUAAAAACACAGUUGCCAAAGUACGUCGCCCGUCAACUAGACUCAGACAAACCAGAAACCCCAGAGGCCGUAGAAUCAACUCUCUCGAAGGCCUUUGUCACCCUUGACGACGACAUCCAACAACGCUUUUAUGCCUUAUUCCCAAAGAACGUCAACCGCUCAAAUGAAAAGGACAUUCGAGACGCAGUCAGUCGUCACCCUAACCCCGCCGCCGCUGAAUUGUACAUUCGUGAAGCAAUCACUGGCUCAUGUGCAUGUGCUGUUUAUUUGGAUGGAGAUGAUCUCUAUGCUGCAAAUACCGGUGAUUCUCGUGUCGUAGUCGUUAGACAGGAAAAAGAUGGAUCUUGGACUGGGCGUAGAAUAGUCGAGGAACAAUCGCCUGCUCAUCCAGACUGGAAGGCAUACAUGAUAUCUCAGCACCCUGCUAAUGAGGCUGAAGAUAUUGUUAAGAGAAAGCGCAUCUUUGGUCUGAUUGCUGUUGGAGGAUCAUUUGGUGAUAUUAUGUACAAGGUUCCUGUUCCUUAUCAAAUGAAGGUCUUACCAUUCAUUCCAUACGAUAUUUAUCACACAUUUGCCCGUUAUCAUCAUCGUAUUGUCGUGCAUUACCAUACUCCUCCUUACCUGUCCUCCAAACCACUCGUGACGCACCACAAGCUCACUCCUGAAGACAAGUACAUCAUCCUGGGUACCGAUGGCCUGUGGGAUGAACUCAGCUGGGAUAAUGUCCGUAGCUCGGAUGGAGACCAGGUCGCGGCAGAGCUCAUAUCCACAAAGGGACCUGACGCCAAUCCUGCAACACACAUGAUCAGACAGGCACUCUUGUUCGAUGCAGUUUACAAGAACGUGCACAUCAAAGCACCGGUCUCGAACCCAACCCUUGAACUCUCCAAACGCCUGACCCGUAAACCUUCUCGCAAUUACCGCGAUGACAUUACUGUCACCGUAAUCCAGCUGCAACCCCCGUCUCAGUCAGAUAGUAGUAGUAGUAUUAAUGUAGAGGAUCCAAGUUACGAUCCAGCCGUAGGUAGAUUAGAAGAGUGCAAGCCAGUUGAUACAAGUGAUGGUCGUAUAUUUACUCCAAAACCAACAUCCUGGUUUUCUGGUUGGAUAUGGGCCCGUCUUUAAUGGACAAACAAUAUAUAUAUGUAUGUAUGUAUGUAGAGAGUUUUCUCGCUGUAGCCCAGUAAACUAUGUAUUGGGAAUAUAUAUAUAUAUAUAUAUAUAUUGAAAAUUAGUAUAAAAAAUAAAUAGAUAUGUGAAGUAC